AUGACAUCUGUUAUAGUGAGCUUAGAGGAUAUUAUAGAUAAUGUAAAAAAGAAUAUUAAAACGGUAUUCCAAAUGGAGUUAGAGCUGAAGCUCAGCAAAAAAUUAAUUGAAUCAGAUAAAUUAUCAUGUAUAGCUAAAAAAUCUAAAAAUAAUAGGCGCAAGACCGCAGUACCUGGAGGAGGAAGAAAGCCAGUUUAUAGCUCAAAACUAACUUAUCUUAAAAUAACACACUACCGUUUACUUUCAAAUAAAAAAAUCAAAGGCAUUGUGUUUACUUUUCAAAAUAUAAUUCAUUUAGAUUUUAAAGAAAGUACGGACUGUACAGGUGAAGUUCUAAAGCUAAUAGCGUUAAUAUACUCAAAUUUGGAGUAUCUUAAUAUAUCUGCUUUACGUGGAGGAUUUAAAUCAGAAAAUGAUAUAGGUUUAUCUGCAAUUGCAAACUCAUGCCAUAAACUAGAAUAUCUAAAUAUUUCUAUUCACAAAGAUUAUUGUGUAAUUACUAAUAUAACUAUCGAAGAAAUUGCUAGAUUAUGUCUUAAUUUAAAAUAUCUUAAUUUGAGAGGGUGUUAUAAAAUUAGCAAAGAGGCUGUAAAUCAGCUUGUUUCACUUAAUCUGAAUAUUAAAAACAACGUUACUAGUAGACAGAUUUUAGCUCAGAGUCUUUUAGAUCUAAGUAUGCGAGUUGCUACUUCUCAGAUUCGUGGUAUCGAUAAACUCAAAAACUACAUUGUAGAAGAAAUUGGUACUUCUCGCUUUGAUCUCUAUAAAAAUAGCGUACAUCUGAAAAAUCUUAUAAAUAUGAAGAAGGCAAUUCUUAAUUAUUUUAAUCCUGAAAAAGAUGAUAAUCUAACGGUCAUUGUACACCCUACCACUCCUAAAACUUUCUCUAACAAAUAG
Molecule: messenger RNA, 897 nt
Organism: Funneliformis geosporum
Lineage: Eukaryota; Fungi; Glomeromycota; Glomeromycetes; Glomerales; Glomeraceae
Source: the annotation of a GenBank genome assembly